Messenger RNA from Cucurbitaria berberidis CBS 394.84, 1848 nucleotides. RefSeq lists its product as uncharacterized. The coding region runs from base 143 to 1444 and encodes 433 amino acids. The transcript is spliced from 3 exons. The record is from RefSeq and is a predicted model, not a curated record. NCBI's taxonomy places the organism in Eukaryota, Fungi, Ascomycota, Dothideomycetes, Pleosporales, Cucurbitariaceae.
CUGGCUACUUUGCUUUUGCACGUCAUCAGGUUGCCCGAAAUACCCAGAGUUUGUGUACUAUAGGACUGCGCUGGAGGAGGUACAAACUCACAAGGCAUCAUUGAAGAAAUCCAAAUUCACUCAACUCGCUGCUUUAUACUCAAUGACGCGAAAUCCAAGCCAAUUUUCUGGUAGGCGUUCACGAACGUCUACUGUAAGUGUCCCUCCUUCGAUCUCGCAGCAAGCGUCGCCUUUCUCUUCACAGGAGUCAGCUACCUCUGCUGUUCCGGAAACACCAAUCCCAUAUUCAGGUACUUCUCAAUUCACUGCUUCUCAAGCAUCUCGAUCCUCAUCCCAAGUGUCGGGCAAUCUCUCAGCCUCUGAACCACCGAGACAAAAGACCGACCAUGCGCACCUCCUGGAAAUGUUGCCGCAAAUGCGUCGACAGUAUCAUGGAAACGGUCUAUGGAACUGCAAGUGUUCCGAUAAGCAAAAUCCGAUGGACCAACUCUGGCCACAUGCCAGGAAGGCAGGCGGAUCUUACUUCAAAUGCGCAAAGCACUUCCAGGAAGGCUGUGAUUUCUCGCUUGAGUCAACCGGCAAGGAGUGGUAUGAGGAAAAGUUCAAUGCCGAAAUUCUCGACGGCACUUUCUUCAAGCAAGUCAAUGGGGUAGCAGCGCCUAACAGAAAGCGGUUCAUUACGAAUGAGUCUCGUGUUCUCUUAGAUCCAUCUUUUCAUAUGUCUGUAGGAGAUGACGAUACUUUGCGCACGCCGAAGAGAGUGAAAGGAGCGGCAGUUUCCGCAGCAGAAGAAUUGAGAGAGCCAGGAAUAGAUAUAGGAGAGACCAGGGUGCCUUUCCCAGCACAAUUAGGAGCAUCUCCGGCCAGCGCUAGCAAGAAGAGCGGCAGGAAAAACGCCACAGGUGGAGGUGGCAAGUACUAUGCGGUAAGGAAUGGUCCUCGACCAGGAAUCUACAGAACUUGGGAAUUGGCGAAGGUGAAUAUCGAAGGAGUCAGUGGUAUAGAGCAGAGUUCCUUCAAGACUGAAGACCAGGCCAGGGCUUACCUAGCGGAGAGGGCUGUGCUACCCCGUGGGAGCGCAACAUCUUCCGUGCACUCGCAGCUAGCCAAGACAUUUCUUGAGGAAGCCGUGAAGGCAGUGAGCACGCUUGCAGCGCAAGACCUAUCCAACAGCGUUUUAGAUACCCUCAAGGAAGGCGAUAUUGUGGUCUCUCAAGAGCAGCGAGAGGCCUUGAGCGCUACGACUCUCAAGCACACCGAGGCCUUUGAGAAGGUUAAGAAAGGGUUUGAGGAGGCGAAGUCGAGUUUGAGGGUAAAAGAAGAACAGGUUUUGGAGCUUGAGCACCAAGCUGAGAAACUGAAGGAGAGCCUUGCAAAAAGCGAGCGCUUAGUGGUUGAACUUUGGGAACAGACCUUGGCCAUGGACCGCCCCAGCGUCGAUUAAAUGCCUCGAAGGGGCAACAGACGCUCCGGCCUUGUGUGUAUUCUGCUUCCUCUCUUGUCUCCUUAAUCACUGUCCUUAAUGCGCAAUCCUGUCUUCGCACAAGCUUUAUCCUGCCUUUUGUGUCGCAAUGUUUGGUUAGGGGGAAACGUUGUUCGGGUGGUUGGGUAGCCUUAUUUCAGAGCACAAUCAACGGUGUCAUGACCAUGAGAGUAUGCCAUAGUGCAUUACCAUAGUGCAAUGCUGGGCUAAGGGCUCAAUCACGUCGCUGUUUGAAAUGAGGUUCUAUUAUUUCGUAGGCUACUGUAGAGGAGUGGUGGCUACGUGGCCCUCGGUAAUUUAGUCAAGCCCCCUACCCCGCCUUUUCAUCACCGCUUGACAUCGACCCAAGGGUCAGCAUCUGCCGG